GUAUGCUUUUUGGAAAUAGUAAUUGGUCAAGAAAUAUAAAACAAAUGGUACUGGCAUUUGCUCUCUUUGUCUCUCCUGAGCUCCCAACAUCAUUUUUGUGAGAAGCAGAAACCACGGAGGUACGAUCUAUUGGAGUGGCCAGGCAACACUCAAGCCUCUCCAGUAGAUUGAAUUCCUCUGCACAGUCUAUCGAUUAUUUAGGUUGAAAUCAUGGCCAGACUAGGCAGUUGGGUUCGCAAGAAUCGCAUAGCGUUAGCUGCUGCAUCUUUGGGAAUGACUGGAUCGGCCUUGUUUUUGCAGGGACGUGCCGCUGGAAGCAGUCCUGUUGCCGCAACAUGGAAGGAAGCACUGACUGUUUUCCGCCAGUACCAGAGUGCCACAAUGGUGAACCGUAGUAGAAUACACAGUUUCCAUGUCGGCCAUGUGGCAUCCAACAGUCCUGCUGAAGACCGUCACGUACAGGCGCAUCUGAAGCCAUGCGACUCCUACUUGUUUUCAAUCAUCGACGGCCACUCUGGUUGGGAAUGCGCCCAGAGACUGCAGGAACGAUUGCCAUUCUACCUUUCCUGCGCUCUCUCGCCCAGGGGCAAAGUGAUGGAUGUGCUACCAGUUGAGAACUGGUUCAACAGACUCACAGACAGCAAGUCGCUGCUAGCUCCCCCAGUUGCGGAAAGCGACUCCACGCAAAACCGUUUCAGCGCGUCGGCCUCGCAGUUCAAUGAAUCAGUCGUGAAGAGCGGAGAGAUGAGCACUGUGAAUGCCAUCAAGAUGGCGGUACAGAGUGUCGACGAGGACUUCAGUAACGAGGCGCUGGGCGGUGAUAAGGACGCCGUGCGUGUCGUGGCAUCCGGUGCCGUGGCGGCGUCGGCUUUAGUGCACGGCAACGAGCUCUACCUAGCCAACACCGGAGACUGCCGCAUCGUGCUCGGAACGAAGAAUGCCAGCGGCCCGGGCUAUGUUGCCACACCACUGACAACAGACCACACGGUGGACAAUACGUUGGAGGUGGCACGCCUACGAGACGGCCAUCCCGGAGAGCGUGGGGUCAUAGCCUAUGGCCGUCUACUCGGGUCUCUGCAGCCACUCAGAGCCUUUGGCGACUUUGUGUACAAAUGGCCGUAUGAUGUGGUUCGCAGAAUGUUCGGCACAUCACCACCGAACUAUCUCACACCGCCGUAUCUGACCUGUGAGCCUGAGAUACGCAAGCACAAGCUCACGAACGACGAUUCCUUCAUGAUCCUGGCCACGGAUGGUCUCUGGGAUGACCUGUCACCGUCAGAGGUCGUUGACAUUGUCGGACGUCACUACAAUGUGCUUCGGCAGCAGGCGAAGCGUCCGGUCGACAUGGAGGAGAAUGCAGCGACGGACUUGAUCAUCCGUGCUUUGCAGUCCACGUGCCGCGAGCCGGACACCCUAAAGCAACAGGAGUAUGCCGCAGCACUGCUGAAGCUGCCGGCUCAAGUGCGCCGCAGAUAUUAUGAUGACAUCACGGUCGUUGUGGUGUUCUUCGAGAACGAGUCGAAAUGAAAAUCAUGUUCCGGAGGGGCUUGAGAUAGUUACGAAUUUCUGCUACCGUACUACGAUGGACUUUUCAACCGGCCAGGCACUCUGCUUUGCCUGGAUCAUGUCCUGUCUUGGCACAGGGUUCUCUGAAGAGGGAACUGACUGCAGGGUCUAUAAUCAUUUGGUUGCAACUGUACUGACCAAUCUUGAUACAGAGGUGUUCCUGGCGCACUCAAACUGCGCCACGGCGUUCGUCCAUCUGGCGGUUGAAGGCCUAAGAAUGCACGGAAGCAUUUGGAGACGCCUGGGCUGAGGCAGUAACAUGCAGACCGGUCACAACAGCCAGUAUCAGCUUGGGUGAAAUCGUGUAGUGUACAUGGUGGUGGACAACUUGUAGCGUUGAACUUGGCACGCAGUGAUACUUUGGUGUGGUGAAUGGCGCCCAGCUGCCCCGUUUCAUGAAGCAGUCAGCUGCACUGAUCUGAAGCACCUGCUGUUGUUGUUUCGACGCUUUACGCCCGGGCGCUGGGAGCACCGUGGCGUUUCUGUGAGAUGGCGAUUGGUUUGCCAUUGUAGGAACACUGUUGAAAAGCGUGUCUUCUCCUUUUUUUCUUUUUAGCGUCGGAACUUUGCAUUAGGUAUGUUGCCGAAUUAUUUUUUUAUAACCCCACUUUCAUCCAUGGACUUGAACGUUCACUAAGAAGUUGUUGGACUUCAUGCUUGUGUACGUGAGGCUUAAAUAGCACUUCUAUGUGAACUGUUCAGUAUUGGCCUGUGGUCCUCCAUGCUCGAUAGAUCAAUUGAUCAGGGGGAAACCAUAGUUCCUGAUGAUUUCGCCCUGUCCGUAUGCACGCUUUGUAGGCGUUAGCCGGCGGCGUAUGCGACGUAUUCUUCUAUCACUUGAUACAAUCAAAUUUUUAUAAGUCCA
Sycon ciliatum is the source of this 2431-nucleotide messenger RNA. RefSeq names its product pyruvate dehydrogenase [acetyl-transferring]-phosphatase 1, mitochondrial-like. The record is from RefSeq and is a predicted model, not a curated record. Bases 211 to 1527 code for a protein of 438 amino acids. Gene Ontology annotation, biological process: protein dephosphorylation. The transcript has a single exon. NCBI's taxonomy places the organism in Eukaryota, Metazoa, Porifera, Calcarea, Leucosolenida, Sycettidae. Gene Ontology annotation, molecular function: [pyruvate dehydrogenase (acetyl-transferring)]-phosphatase activity. Gene Ontology annotation, cellular component: mitochondrion.